Molecule: messenger RNA, 1188 nt
Organism: Adineta steineri
Lineage: Eukaryota; Metazoa; Rotifera; Eurotatoria; Adinetida; Adinetidae
Source: the annotation of a GenBank genome assembly
AUGGAAAAUAUUCAAUCGACAAUUCAGCAGAUGCUUAAUGAAGAUAAACGGCGUGAUACAUUUAAAUUUCUAACGUCAUUAACCGGGCUUAAACUCAAUCACGAGCAGGUUUUUGUUAUUGGUGGUGGUCAACAAUUUUCUCAUCGUCACUUAGCAACAAAUAAUUCUGGUGAACAACAAAUGUCUGAUGAUAUAAAUAAUACUGAUCUAUCAAUUCACGAUCUACCUGAUGAAGUUUAUCUUCAUCUGUUUUCAUUUCUUAGUCCAAUUGAUCUUUGUCAAAUAUCAAAUGUUUGUAAAAAAUGGUAUCGUCUUGCCACUGAUGAUAAUGUAUGGCGUCAACGUCUGAUACAAGAUAUGAAACGUUGGCCAUCAAUUAGUUCUCGUUCAAAUCCAUUAAGUUAUAUGCUUGUACAAUCAGAUCGUUCACAAAAAGAAAUUUAUCUAACAUGCUCCCCAACAAUACGUCGUUGUUCAAAUCAACCUGAUCAAAGUUUUAUGUAUUUAGCAAAUCUUUCAAAUUAUUUUCGUAGUUGGUUUAUUGAUUCCAAACAUUUAAUCAUGUUUGGACCUGGCUUAGAAAGUUAUACAUCUCCAUUAGUCAAAAAUCUUCUUUGGGAUGAAUCAAAACGUUUUCAAACGAUGGGCAUGAUUCCUGGACAUGCUGGAUUUGGAUCUGGUAUUAAAAUAAAAUUACAAAGUUAUGUAUUUAAUCUUAUAACAUUAUAUACAAAUUGUAUGAAAGAACGUGAAAAUCGUACAAAUAAUGAUCGAUUAAUAACUAAUAAUCGUCUUGUUCAAACAAAUGAUACUGAUCAUUUUGAUAUAAGUCCACAAGUACGUGAUGUUUGUCGAGAAGCAAAUGGUCUUGUUUAUGUUAUUGAUGCUAGUCGUAAUAAUAAAUUAAGUGAUUUUUGUACAGAAUUACAAGUUAUGACAAGAGAAUUUAGUAGUGUACCAUUAUUGAUAUUAUCAUGUAUUAGAGAUAUGGAAACAAAACGAUGGUCAUCUAUUGAUGUUGUUCGUGAUUUACAAUUAAGUUCACUUGGUAAUCAAUGGUUGGUGCAAGAUUGUUGUGUUGAUAAUAUGGAUGGAGUUGAAGAUGGUUUUCUUUGGUUACUUACACCAAAAAACAAUAAUAAUAUUUUUUUUGGUACAACUAAUGAACCUGAACCGAUGACUAAUUGA